CGUACAAGUGUAAAGGUAGACAUUGUCAUUAAAAUAGUGUUAAACAUUGUAUAUAACUAUUGAAUUUGUGUAAAAAUUACUUAAAUAUUAACAAUAAUUGUGUUUUACAACAUUUUAUUAUGUUUUUAUCGAUAUUGUGAUUGUGUGACAGACAUAAAUGUGUUGUUAAUAUUUGUCAAAGGACGCAUUCAAGUUCUAUAACGAAGCCAUAUUUACUAUGGAAGAUGUUAUCUAGUGAAUCAACGAUAUAAAUUUGUAUUUUUAACUGAUUGCUGUUUAAUAAAAGUACUGUGGAAGUUCCUGAUUAAACAGCAAUUACUGUAGAGCAGCAAGCACAGCUGAGUAAUCAAAUUUACUCUUUUCUAAAAAUGAAAACAAAGAAAAUUGUACUUUGACAUAGAAUUACGUAAAAAAAAACAGUUGGAAACCAAAAUCUAAAAAUACGUAUUAUAAUAAAAAUCUAAGAAAACAACCAAGUUAUCUAUGUUUUGUAAAGAGGAAAAUAUCAGCUAAGUGCUGUAGAUGGAUCCCGUUGGGCCGUGGUCGGCUUAUGCCUCAUAUAAUCGGCUAGCGGGAGUACAAGCCAGCGCCUCAAGUGGAGAUUUUCAUCACCAUCAUGGCGCUGGGCAUAGUGCUGGAGGCGGUGUCCCAUCAACAACGUCACAGCUUUUGUUACAAGCUGCACAUACAACAGCAUCGUUAGCAUCAUCAACAGCAUCUCCAUUUAAUCCAGGAAGUUUUCUAUCACCGCCUCCAGUUGCAUACGAUGCUGUUUUCAGUCCAUUAUUUCAUCAUGCAAAUCCAAAACCUGCACACUAUGUAAGUCAACAUAGACAAGCCGCUGCAUUACAAGCAGCUGCAUCGAAACAAUCGUCAGAUAAUGAAUCACAUUAUGGAUCACAUCACCAAGCACCACCAGGACCACAAGGUUUCUUUGAACAAGGUGCAUCAGCCGCAGCAGCUAGUGCCGCCGCAUGGCAACAAAACAGUCCAUUUGGCAUACUCCCACACGAAAGUGUACCAAACUCACCAGGUGGUCCUGUACCAGCUACGACAAAGAGUUCAUAUGAGAAUUUUAAUGCACAUUUUGCUGCUGCUCAAAGUUUAAAUCAUUUGAAUUCUCAAUUAGCUGCUGUUAGCGCAAAAACAAGUAGAUCUCAAAGUCCACAAGUGAGUGCACCAAAUCAACAAUCGAAGCAAUCAUCAAACGCAAGUUCAUUUUUUCAAGUUCCAACAACAUUUGUUGGUGAUUCUCCACUUUCUAGCUCAUCGUCAUUUAGUACUAGCAGCAGUAAAGGUACAUCGCAACAAGACACCUAUAAUUCAAAUUCAAAUACCGCAACAAGUAACAACAAUAGUAAGUCAUUUCAAAGUAACUCAGUAUCCUCAGUAUCCCAACAAUCAUGUAUCGUAUCCUCACCCUCACCAUCCUCACAUAAUACAUCUGUUGUAUCGAAAGAGUAUCGUAUCCCCCAAGCCCCUGUCCGUUCCACCUUAUUCCCAAAUCGUAGUGAAAAGGCUGCGAACCGCCAACAACAAGUUAUCGCUAAUGCUGCCGCAAAUCAUCAAUCUUCAUCGUUUGCUGCGCCACCGCCCGCAAAACCACAGCCGCCUCCUGCCCCCUCUACGCAACAAAUACAAACAAAGGCACAAACAAAAAUAUAUCCAGAGCUUGCAAAUCAAACUGAACGUUCACAACGUCAACAAUCAUCUUCAUCAUCGAAUGCAGCAGUUGGAGCUUCAUCAUCGUCAACCAGUCCAAGCCAAUCGUCUCCAAUAAGUUUUAGUAUAAUGGAUGCACCAGGUCGGCCUCAUUAUGCUGGUUCAAAUAGUUCAGCCACUAAAAGUGGACGAAGUACAACUGGUUCAUCAUCCUCAUAUCAACUUGGUGCUAAUAGUGGUGGAACAUAUAGACAUUAUCAACCAGGUGCUAAUCCUGCAACAGAUAAUGAUUAUCAUCAUAGAAGUGGUGGUAAGCAAGCUAGUACAUCUGAAUAUACCCAAAGUAAUGGUCCUACUGAUUGUGGUGUUGUGGUACCAAGAAGGCCGAGUCCAUUACAAGCACACUCGCAAGCCUCUCCUCUAGGUCAUGUCCCAAGCCCAGCGUAUCCAAUGUAUAAUAGUCCAUUAAACUCAAUAUCCUCACCGCAACAACAAGUCGCACCACCUUCCCCACUCGAUGUAUCCGUCCCACGUCCAACAAAUUCAACCGGUGGUGGCGGCGUGGCCUAUCCGUCAGUAAUAACAAGAGCUCAACAACCGACACAACAAAAUUGUUGGGAAGAUCGAUCAUCCCAACAACAUUCACGUACUACAAAUAAUAAAUAUCAACAGUCCAGUACGGCAUCGUCAUCAAGUACUGGUGGGUCAGCUUCGACGGGUACUGGUGGGUCUUCAUCUUCAACAUCGUAUAAUUCAAUUGAAAUACCAAGUAGACAAAUUGAAUUAGCAACAAAUUCAACAACAAAUCCACGUGCUGUACUUGGUAUUUCCGAACGACAGCAAGCAUACUUUGAUUCAAAUACGUCACAUCAAGUGACAUUACAAGAUUUAUCGAGUUGUCGUGGUGAUCCAAUGACAAUCGUUAAAAAUUUACAAACAUUACAACAACAACAACAACAAGCAGCACAACAAGCUCAACAAGCGCAACAACAAGCUGCUGCAGCGGUUGCAGCACAGCAAGCUGCUGCUGCAGCUGCAGCCGCUGCAGUCGUCGCACAACAACAACAAAAUGUAAAUAAUAGUUGUCAAGUACAACAAGACAUUGUUAAAAUUGAGGCAAAAAGCACUGGAGGAGGAGGGGGAGGAGGCGGCGGUGGUAAUAGUACUGCGGGGGGCAAUAAAAGGCGAAAAAGUAACGAUAAAGGUGGUGGGCAUAGUACAUCGACAUCAUCAACGUCAUCGUCGUCGGCAUCAGCGAUUUCUGAUUUAACGGGUGCAGCAAUGGCUGAAUAUUUCACUUCCCGAAUACCACCACCAGCACAUAGUUCUGGCGCUACGACGUCAAAUCAUCAUCAACAUCAACAACACCAUCAUCAUCAUCAAAAUGGUGGUGCUACCAGUUAUUUUGAUUUUGAAAGAUGGAAUUUACCACCCCCACCACCUAAAAUGUUUUCAGGCUCAGCAUCUGCGGCAGCCUUUAGUGCUGCACAACAAAUGCAACAUCAACACCAAUCUUUAAUGGUUCCACAUCAUCAUCCUGCUGCACCACCUCCCAUACCAUUUUAUCCAGCAUUUCACUUAGCAGCGGCGCAAGCCGCUACACCCUCAUCCUCACAUCAUGAAUACUCAUCAUCAACAGACUUAACGCCAUUAACGUCAUCAUCUUCAUCUGCAUCCAAUGCUUAUCACCAAGAAUCAUCAAAUCAUCUCCAUAAUAAUAGUCAUAAUCAAUAUUCCACGAAUCCUUCAUCGAAUCCUAACCCUCCUGAAGAACAACCUAAGGUGGUCGUACCAAAUAUAGAAGAGGAAUUGAAUUUCCUUUCAGAAACAAAUCGAACUAAUCAAACAGUACAUCAACAUGCGCAUGCUCAACCACACCAACAACCUGGUGCUGCAACAGCCGCCGCCGCCUCACAUCAUCAUCCCCCGCAACCUCCUCAUCAACAGCAUCAUCAGCCACCAGUUAAUCCAAUUGUGAAUAAAUUAGCCGAAAAGAAGAUUACUGGACCUGGUUCUGGUUUUAUGAAUAGCUACCUUAAGUUUUUACAAGGUGAACGUGAUAGUUCACCACCACCAGCUGGUACACGUGGUGGACGUAAAGCAUCAUGGCAACGAAAACCUGAUCAACCAAAUGGUACUGGUGGUAUGAUGACUGGAACACCAGGAGCAACUGGAACAACGGCCACUCCUAGUGUUGUGGUACCGCCACCACCUCCACCACCAGUACCAAUUGCUCCAGUUGUACGACUUAGUAGUCAAGGUGAUCCACAAGAUGAUCCACGUUACUUCCCUUUACCGAAAGAACGUAAACAUCGUCUAGAUAGUUCUGAUGAUGGUUUUGAUAGUUCUGAUGAUGAUUUACCUGGGUUUCGACCGAAAUCAUCACAAUCGUCACAAUCAGAUAGUCGUCAAUCGUCGAAUAAAUUAAAUUCUGAUAGUGCCAUGAAUGCAUUAUCAAGUGGUCGUAAAGGACGUCCACCAAAACCAGGUGGCCCAUCUGAACGUAAACGUGCUAAACAGUCUGAACAAACACGUGGAAGUGGUGCGCAGAAAUCGGCUGGAGCUGGAAAUACUGGAAAUCGCAGUAAUUCUGAAGAAGCUGUAGAAGAUCCUUUGCAAUUACCACCACGUCGAGAAACUUCACGUCGUGCUGCUAAAGAGAAAAGCAAUAUACAACAGUUAAUUGCUAAGCAAGCGCAGGCAACAGUUGCUGGUGAUGCAGAUGAUCCUGAUGAACCGGUUGAGUUUGUUGAUUCAGAUUCAGAUCCAGCUUGGACUCCUGUGAAGGAAGGAGCAGAUGAUGAUGAAAUGAGCAUGUUGUCUGGACGACGAAAAGUGAAACGUCAACGAUCAUCUUCUAGUCGGAAACGAAAUUCACGUAAUCUUAUAUCGGCAGCUGCACAAGGAGCUGGUUUGGACUUUGAUGGAUAUUCAAGCAGUGAUAGUAUAGGAACAAUGGCUAAAAAAAGACAGCAGGCUAGUGCUGUUGCAAACAAAACAACAACUCCAAAACAAUCGGUGCCACCCACAUUAGAAGAUAAUAUAGCCGCAUCAGUUACCUCACAAAGUAGUAAUUCCUCAACAUCCGCCGCAGCGACAACUGUACCUACAAACUCCACUGAAGAAAUGCCUUUUAAGUCGGGUGAAUUUGUUGUGAUUAAAUCAGAAUUAAGUGAAGAAUGGCCAGCUAUUUGGCGUGUGGAUGGCAAAACAUUGUUACAAAAAUAUGAACCAUUUGACCAAAAUGGGCAAACAUUGUACAGAAAUAUUUCUACAUAUACAUCAUGGACGGCUGAAAACAAGAAAUUGUACAUUCCAGUUCCCGUACGUUUUCGUGCUCAAAAUCAACUUGAGACUAUUGUUGAAUUCUUACGUAAAGAAUUAACAAUCGUUGACACAGAAUAUAUUGAACGUGCUAUGAAGGAGGCUGAAGUAUAUCAAGAUAAUUUCGAAGUCUACAUACAAACGUUAAUAUCACAAGCAUUAGAUAGUAAUUUUCUUACUGAAAUAUUUCAAGAGCAAGAUGAAUAUUUCUUAUCAAAUGUUAAAACUGUGGAUGAUAUAACUGAAGAUCGUAAACGAAAAUUACUAUCGAUCACAAGAUGGCCGUCUAGUGUACAAGCAUCAGUUAGUACGUGGCCAUGUUUGAAUGUAUUAAGUGAAUUGACUGCUAGCGAAACGGAAGGACGUUUGUGUGCUGCUUGUCAACAACCACGUGUAUCAUUACGGAUAUUACUUUAUGGACAACCAUACAAUGCGACCACAUUAGAUGGCUGCCAACCCGAUCCAAGACAACAAUUAGAAAAAGAUUUCUUAAUGUGUCGAGUAUGUUGUGAUCGAGUACAGUUACUAAAUCGUGUUGCACAUCAAAAGUAUCGUAUGUAUGUAGAGUGUGCAAAACGUGUAGCUGAGAAACGAUCACUUGAUCCACAUAAGGAUACAACAAUUAUAUUAAAUGAAUUGUUGGCAGAUGAAUCAUGGCUAUCUCAGUUGUUCCAAGAAGUAAGGAUGUCAUGGGCUGAAAUUGAUAGUUUAGAGCUACAAUCUCGAAAUCCAACAACUGGGGGGACCAAUACGCAGGCCUAAAUCAUUAAACACCAACAAAUAAAAACUACCUAUUAAUAAACACAGACUAUUAUUAAUUAAUUGUUUUAAAAAAAUCUCAUAUUAUACAAAUUAUCGUAAAUACAGCUAAGAAAAAGGCACAAAUUAUUAAUUUAAAACCAUUUACAAUAGACAUUUUUUGUGCAAGGUAUAUGAACAUUUUUAAAUAUACGAUCGAUUUUGUCACUGUGAACAGUGGGACAUUCACUGAUCCAUUUUUGAUCAAAAUAUUGUGUAUAUUAAUUAAUUAAAAUUCAUUAAUUACAUGGGUUAUGUUUACAAUACACAUCGAUGUUAAAUUAAAUAUGCCAAGAGUGUAAACAAUAACUGUAAAACAACUUGAGAUGGAAUUUUUAUAUUGAGGAUUUCAUGGAUUUGGACAUCAUCAGAUUCAUAUCUUACCAUUCAUUGGUAACGUUGUACCUGAAAAAUAUACGAUGUAAAAUCCAAAUCUUGUAUUAAAUUUCGUUGUUUCGUUUCAUUUAUUGUGUUGGAGGAACCGAUAACAAGUAACUUAAUUCAACUCGGAUUGAUAUUGUAAACACUCAAGGUAUAUUCCUAAGAAUUCU
This is a messenger RNA of Chrysoperla carnea, 6335 nucleotides long. Its product is annotated as serine-rich adhesin for platelets-like. Gene Ontology annotation, cellular component: nucleus. The transcript has 10 exons. NCBI's taxonomy places the organism in Eukaryota, Metazoa, Arthropoda, Insecta, Neuroptera, Chrysopidae. The record is from RefSeq and is a predicted model, not a curated record. The coding region runs from base 523 to 5748 and encodes 1741 amino acids.